Molecule: messenger RNA, 8783 nt
Organism: Vanessa atalanta (red admiral)
Lineage: Eukaryota; Metazoa; Arthropoda; Insecta; Lepidoptera; Nymphalidae
Gene: E(bx)
Product: nucleosome-remodeling factor subunit NURF301
Exons: 18
Coding region: 709-8361 (2550 amino acids)
Biological process (GO): regulation of transcription by RNA polymerase II
Cellular component (GO): NURF complex
Molecular function (GO): RNA polymerase II cis-regulatory region sequence-specific DNA binding
Source: RefSeq, a predicted model, not a curated record
UUAUAAGAUUCCUUAUUGAUGAACAUUUAUUUUGUUUAUUAUAUUUUUGCUGUAUAAGCAAAUAAUAAUAAUGAGGUUUGAGCAAUUCUGUUUACGAGGAGCAAAUUGACUCUAAAUACUGGGGUGAAAUAAAAAUGGCUGCUGUCUACCUAUCCUGCCUGAUAGCGACGUGAAUUUAUAAAGUGUUGUGCGCAUCUGUUAUGUAGUAUUAAUGAUAGAAUUACAACGGAUGUUGCAAUUUAGGAUAUAUUGAAUAUAUAUCUUUGAUUAUUUGAAUAAAUUGUAUGUGUAUUAUGUUUGAUUUUUUAAUGAUAUUCCAUUGGUGUAAAAUUCAAUAACCCUCAAGUUAGAAAAACGACAUGGCGGACUGACAAUCGACCAAUGAGAAGCAAGCAUUAAGCGUUUCAGAAUUGCAUGCACCUAUUCACAUUUCGCGUCAUUACGUUUUGGUGCCUUGUUUCUUAGAUAAUAAUCCAAAUUUGUGAAGUGUUAAGUUAUGAACUAAAUAUUUUACUGACAAAACUGUGAAAAAUAUCGCGUUUAUCCGUCGUACCAUUGUUUCUGUGAAGCGUCUCAAAAGGCUGGGAUCAUGAAUGCCUUAGAUUUAGGGUGAACCUAAAUACAAUUAUGUACAUCGUUUUGUUAUGGUAAACAAUUAUGUGUUUGCAAUACACGUGCGGAAUUGUACAAAAUUGACAGUUGUUUAUAAUGAUGACGGGAAGGGGGGCUAAAAAACGCGGGAGGCCCCCGAAAUCGGGAAGUUUUGAAAAGAAUAGAAAAUUCCAAUAUCAUUUAUUGAAGAAACCAAAAUAUUUACAAGCACAAAAUAUAGGAUCUGGUUCUCUCGCUAGUACUCCAUCUGCAUCAAGAGCAUCCUCGCCACAAGGUAGUGACGUUAGUAGACGAAGUACAAGGAAACAGAGAGGCGGUAAAUCGCAUAAAAGUAAAAGAGGAGGAUUAUCAAAUGCGUAUUCACGAAGAGGAUAUAAUCCUCAAGCUGCUGAUUAUCACGAGUCGGAAUAUCACUAUGGUUCAGACUUCGGAGACGAUUAUAGUGAUAGAUCAGAUCCUGAAGAAGAUCGCGCUAGUGAUAGCUCUGAGGGUUCCAUAGUUGACGGUGCAGCAAGUGAUAGUGACUUUUCUAUCAGUAGUUAUAGCUCUACAGGAGUUAACUCCCGAAAAACGAAUAGUAAUCUUCUUCGACCCCCAAGUCCAGAUCCUCUCUGGUUACAACAAGAACGUCAAAUACCUCCAUUAGAUCUUCCACCAUCUUCUGAUGAUUUGAUAAUAUCUCAUCAAUUAGUUUUACAAAUAGUAGGUAUUUAUGAGGUACUACGACAUUUCAGGCAUUUGGUUAGAUUAUCUCCGUUUAGACUAGAGGAUCUGUGUGCAGCUAUAAGUUGUGAAGAUCAGAGUAAUUUGCUUAUAGAGGUACAUAUAAUGUUGCUUAAAGCUCUACUGAGAGAAGAAGAUGCGCAGCAGACUCAUUUUGGGCCAUUAGAUCAUAAAGACAGUGUUAACAUUACUUUAUUUCUGUUGGAUACUAUGACAUGGCCUGAAGUUUUAAGAGUUUAUGUAGAAAGUGAUAAAUCAUUUGAUAAAAAUGUAGCUAGAAUAUUAAACUCAUGUGAAUAUCCAUUUACUACUGUAGAAGAUCGUUUGGCAGUGCUUCAAUUUUUGUGUAACCAAUUUUUAAUUACAAAUCCAGUAAGAGAUGAUCUUAUUAGUGAAGUUCCUAUACAUUAUGAUGACCACUGUCGAGUUUGUCAUCGGUUGGGAGAUCUUUUAUGUUGUGAGACAUGUCCAGCUGUUUUCCAUCUUGAAUGUGUUGAUCCACCAUUAGUAGAUGUGCCUUCUGAAGACUGGCAAUGCGCUCUUUGUAAACAACACAAAACUGUUGGUGUAACUGACUGCUUGCCAGAUGCAGAGAAACAGGGUCUAUUAUGUCGCCAUGAACAUUUAGGUUUUGAUAGACAUGGCAGGAAGUACUGGUUUAUUGCAAGAAGAAUUUUCGUGGAGGCUGAUAAUGGUGAUGUCUGGUAUUACACCACAGCCCAGCAACUUCAAGAACUUUUGGAAGUUUUAGAUGCAUCUGAAAUGGAAGCUCCUUUAGUUCGUGAGCUAUUAGAAAUGAAACAAGAAAUAUUAAGACAAAUGGAUGUAACAGAAAAGUUAACUAAUCAAGCUAAGGGAAAUCGUAAGUCGUAUCUAGAAGUAGAGAAUGCUAAUAUAAUUAAGCAAAAAAGAAUGAAAGAAGAACAGAGCAAUGAAUUUCAAGUAGGUGAAAAGGAUGAAGAAAUGUCUUUAGUAACUGAUACAGAUGUUGUAAAUGAGGUCACUGUCACUAGUGAUGAAACUGUAAAAGAUGACCAUGAUGAUACAGAAGAAGAAGACUCUAAAAAAUCUAAAAAUAAUUGCACACCUAAGUUAAAGUCUCUAAUACAAAAGAAGAAUGAUGAGAUUACGGAACGAGUUACAAGAUUAAAAUCAAAUCAAAUCUCAAAUGGUACAUAUCUUUUUAAAUUAGGCAAUGAAAAUGCCUUCAAAAGUUAUGUUAAUCAAUAUACAACUAAUCCAUUAGCUUUAAAUAAGCCCCAAAGAAAUGAAGAAAGAGAUAAAAAGCGUUAUACUUCACAUAAGUUCUCUUUAUCUUCAGGACAAGAAUUUAAAUGGGUUGGCUUGUUAAAUGCAACAAAACCGUUGUUUGUCGCCACAUUAAGACAAACGCUACUACAACUGGAAUCUAAUAUAGUACUACAAUUUAUGCAUCCUAAUUGGACAUUAUUACGGAAGCCAUGGGUACAGGCCGUUCAACUCUGUCAGGCACCUAGGGACUUUGCCAGGGCAUUGUGUGUAUUGCAGGCAUGCAUUAAAAAUGCUGUUUGGGUACCAGCUUGGCAUGAGCAAUUAGGUCAUGUCAAACUUCUAAGAACUACAGCAGCUGAACGAGAAGAACGCAAGAAACUAGAUAAAAGAGAAAAAAAGGAGAGGGACGAAGAAGAAGAGCGUUAUAGGACUGCUUACAAUUUCGUUAAGUUUUCAUUAGGUUUAAGACACCAGGUUUGGAAACAAAAAGGAGAAGAAUACAGAAUUCAUGGUCAGUGGGGUUGGUUAUGGAAUUCUGCAACAAGAAAAUUCAAAAAGCACAAUGCUAACCCUAAGUUAAGCUUAUAUAACGGCCCUGCGAAAAUUGCUGUCAGGGUCAGAGAAGGAAGUAUAAUAAAGGUAUUGGCAGUAGAACCUAAAACUUACGAAUAUUUGACUUCAAAUGAGACUGAAGAAAAAGAUGUCACAGCAAAAUUGCCAGCAUCUAUGAAAAAUAUGAAAUUAGAAAAAGAAAUUGAUGACUUUGAAGAGAUUGAUGUAGAAAAAGCUUUAAGUUCCUCAACAAGAAGAUAUUAUCCUAAGAUAGCAAGGAAAUCUAAAUUAGACGAUUUUUUAGCCCGACGAACAUAUUUGAAAUUUAUGGAAGAAAAAAAGUUAGGAAAUCUUUUAAGCAAUAUAAAAAAAGAAGAAGUAGGUUUAAAGAAUGAAGAAGAUAAAAAUGUUGACAUUGAAAACGAAGAACCAGAUGCUGAAGAAUCUGCUACACCUGAUAGGGAAGUUAAAAGUAAAAGUAUAACUGUUGCUUCAAAAGAUAUAGAAGCUAUCAAAGAUAAAUUUAAAAGUCUAAAUAAUUUAACAAAACAUUACAAAUGUUAUUCAGAAGGUUGUAAUAAAUUGGAACCAUCUGCAAUAUUGGCAGGUUUAAAAAUUGAUUGUUAUUCACCCUUAUGUAUAGAAAAAGGCUUACUGUUAAAUCAGUUACUUUCAUUGCUGAAAGAUGGUUCAAACAAUUAUAAUUUGCUUUUAUUUGCAAAUUCAAAGGAAAAUAAUAAAGCAUCAAUAUUAGAGCAAUAUUUAUUAGGAAAAGCUCCUAACUCAAACAAUGAGAAUAUUUUAUCUGAUUUAUUAUCUGCAGCAGCAUGUGCUCAAGAGUGUGACAACAAAAAUUCGGAUUGUUUUGUCAAGAGAAAAUCCACUGAAGAUAGUGAUGUAAAUUUUAAGAUAGAUAAAGCUGGUAAUGAUAACAACAAUUCAAUGUGUUUAAUAAAGUCUGAGAGCACACUCGAAGAAUCUGCCGUUCCUGCUGUGGGAAAUGAAAUGGACAUUGAUAUUACAAGUAAUAAUAAUGAUGACAAUGAAGUUGAAAUUGGUCCUUUGAAAGAAUUAACUGACCAUGAUCAUCAAGAAUCUAAAUGUGAGGACAACAAAGAGCGUCCUCCAAUACCUAAACUAAAAAUUACAAGAGGAAAAUCUGCGAAAAUGUCAGCCAACUCUAAUAAACUUUCUAUGAAUGAUAAAGGGCAUGAUUCCUCCUAUGAAUGCUCAUUAAAAACAGAGAAAGAGUCACAAAAACCGAAAUAUCGUGCUCUAGUAAACAGGCGUUUUGGAAUGCCUAGAAGUGUAAAAAGAGAAGACAAAAUAAAGGAAGAAAAAAAUGAUGGUGCAAUUGUAAGGAUAUACUCAACUGAGAAUCCCAAUGGAAAGGUUUAUCUCAAGAGAGUACAAACUGCUGCAGUAGAAAAGAAAAAGAAGAGGACUCCUGUUAAAUAUCCAUUAUGCUCAUCAUUUCACACAAAAAGCAAAGCUAAGACUAUAAUGGUUUUGCCUCAUCAUGAACUAAAAAAGCUUUGCAGACAAGCUGGACACAACACAGUAAGUGGUUUUAGCCAUAGUGCUAAGCCAAAUCAGCUGGUAUGGCCUUAUCCUUGUGCAAGACCUCUUUUUAAGACUUGCUGGCUCUAUCGAACAGUCAAUUUGCAAUGGCUAGCUAGUGCAGCGUUGCAGUUACGUAUAAUGUGGGCGUGCUUACGGUGGGAUGACAUGGCUGCCAAACCAGCCACUGCUGACGGAAAACAUCAACUUACCACCGACACAGAAAUUGUUUCACUUGAAUUAUUGAAACAUCGACAUAUUGGUCAAUUUUCAGAGCGAACACAAUAUCUUCGCAGAAAAGUAGUUAUACCUUUAGAAUUGCCUAAAACAGUACGAGAGGUGACUUCUAUACGAAGCGGUUUACGUAAAAGAAAACGAGCUGAAUCUCCCCAAAAUACUGAACCUCAGGUAACUGAAGAAUGGGUAGACGAGGAUAAACUAGAAUUAUGGGAAGUGCGGCAAUACGGUGAGCGCGCCGAAAGAGUGACUCCCGUGACUCGCACUUCAACUGGCAAAUUGCCACAACGUAAUAUCGCCCCAGCUCUACCAAAUGCAUCUGACCUUAAAGAUAAAAUGGAGCAGCAAUUACGUGAACAACGAGCCGCUCAUCAACAAAAAAGAGCACUUGAGAUGUCACAAGAAAAAUCGAAGAAUACUCCUAAUCAAAGCUCUGGUAAAAGUACAUUGACUUCGUUGCUUACAAAUGCUAAUACACCAACUGGUCAAAAGACUGUAAUUGGAACCAGAAGAAUUAUUAUGACUAAAGGUGCUGAUGGCACUACAAGAGUAAUAAGUCAACCUAUUGGAAGUGCAAGUAAAUCAAUUUUAUCCUCUGAAGCCACAAAAUCAAAUAGUACACCUCAAAAAGAAGGUCCACAAAAAGUUCAAAUAAUAAGAGCUCCAGAUGGCAAAAUUACAGUUCGAGGGCUACUCGCAGGACAACAAUUAAUACAAAUGCCAGAUGGUAAAUUACAUGUGGUUAUGCCUGGGCAACAAGGUAUAGCUGGACAAUUAGUUGCUGCAUCCCCCGCUGCUAAGUCAGAUAAUGACACGAUUUCUAAUGAUAAUACUGAUAAAAUUGGGGCCCAAAUGAAAAACAACACAGAAAGCACGGUAUCAAUUCAGUCACCUCGAAUUGCAAGUCAAACAGCGUCUCAGUCAAGUUUGCCUACCAGCCGACACAUCGUUGUACAACCUGCUCAGCAGGUGGUCGUUCAAGCUCCACAGCAGAUGGUGGUGCAGUCUCCGCAACAGGUUGUGGUGCAGGCGGGCGCGCGCACCCCGUGUCCGCCGCGCAUGCAGCCCGUACAGACAGUUUUAGUGCAGGGCCAGAUUCUGCAACGUCCGCAGACGCCGGCACGCACCCCUGCCCCGCGCCCCGCGGCACCACGCCCGCGCGCCACCACCACGCAGCAGAUAGUCGUGAACAACCCGGCUCUCGUGCAGCAAAUAGCGGCGGGAAAGAUCCAACUCGCUACCGUGAACGGACAGCAGGUGCUAAUUCGGCCGACGGGCAAUAACCAGGCGCAGAUAGUUGCGCACAUCGGCCAGAGCCCAUCAGUUGCAAAUUCGUCACCUGCUCCGAGUCCGUCCCCAGCUCCAAUCCCGGUGGCGUCGGUGCGGCCGGUCGUAGCGCCCAUUCCGGCAACCGCCACGCAACCGACUCUCACUGAGGAUCAGAUAAUGGAAAAGCGUCUUCUGGCCGGUCAACCACCUGGCACCGUCAUAAAAACCGUUACUGCGCAGGUGAUGCAAACUAGCAGCGGCCCAAGCAUCGUUCUGCAAGGCCUGCAUGGCUAUUCGCUAACGCCACAACAGUUGGCAUUAGUACAGCAUCAAGUGAAGCAGCAACUUUUAAAAGCACAAGAAUCAACAGGAAAGCAAGGCAUGCUAGGGCCGAGGAAGAUGUACUUAGCGGUACAGCCCACGCCGAGCGCGCCGCCCCCGCUAGCGCCCGUGACGCCGCAGCCCGCGCUGCACGCGCUGCAGCCGCUGCAGUCGCUGUCCGCGCCCGCCGCCGCGCUGCAGUCCGUGCCCUCCCCCGCACCCGUCUCUGCGCCGACGCCCGCUCACCAGGAUAGUAAAGCAGAAGAUAAAAUAAAGCGACAACCAUUAUUUAAUGGCGAAGAUCAUGUGGCAGAAGCCGUAAGUCAUAAAGAGGCAAUACCUUCUAAACCCGAAGAUAUACCAGAAAAUAAUACUAAAACUGAUAUAAUUAACUCCGGUCAUGACAGAGCUCAAAGUAACAAGUUCGUUCUCACACCAGAUUACAUACAGCAAACAAUUAAAAGCGCACUAAAACAAGAAAAUUUAAACCCCGAAAUAGAAGAGAAACUGCUUCAACUGCAGCGGUAUCAGGAGAAACAAAUGAAGCCGGAGGUGCAAGUGGAGCGCGAGGUGCGCGCCGUCGUCGUGCGCUCGCCCUCUCCGCAGCCGCGCCGCCGCGGCCUCUCGCGGCACGACGACGACGACGAGUGGGUGGAGAGCAGUCCGCGCAAGCGAUCACGCGCCCGGCCGCCCUCUCCGCCGGUCGUGUUCACCGCCGUGGCAGCGCCCGCGCUGUCGCCGUCGCCGUCACCUUCGCCCUCGCUGUCGCCCGCACCGCCGCCGCGCGCGCCGCCUCGGGCGCCGCCCGCGCAGCCGCCCGCCAGCGCCCCCACGCCCGCGCCCGCUCAAGCCCCCACACCCGCCGUUCCCGACGAACGUCGUCGCGCCGCCUCGACUCAUUCUCGACUACUUCUUUUGUUCAAGCACAAGGAGAUGCUCAAGAAGGAUAUUAUUAAAAAACGUGGUCUGCUCGAGAAGGAGCUCGGCGUAGAAAUUCAGAAGGAGCUCUCGGCGGAGCUGGCGCUGCGAACGCGCGCCGAGCGCAGCAAGCAGGAGGAGGUGCGCGGCAAGCGGCGCGUCGUGGUGGGCGCCGCGCGGGAUGCCACUCCGCGCAACAAUAAGAAGGCUAACAAGAAAGAAAAACUUCUCUGCAUAUGUCGUACACCAUAUGACAACACAAAGUUUUACGUUGGUUGCGAGCAUUGCAGCAAUUGGUUCCAUGGAGACUGUGUUGGCGUUACUGAAGAAAUGAGUAAAACAAUGGAGGAGUAUGUUUGUUCGGAGUGUCGACGAGCCGAGGAAACUCAAGAACUUUAUUGUUUAUGUCGGCAACCCUAUGAUAAUUCGCAGUUUUAUAUUUGUUGUGACCGAUGUCAAGAUUGGUUCCAUGGCAGAUGUGUUGGUAUUCUGCAGUCUGAGGCUGAUAACAUUGAUGAAUAUAUUUGCCCGAAUUGUCAAAAAAACAAUUCUGUAAAUUUCGCAAAUAUGAAAGAGCUCACCCCCAAAGAUUUCGAAAAUCUCAAAAGGCUAGUUAAACAAAUACAAUUACAUAAAAAUGCAUGGCCUUUUAUGGAGCCUGUUGAUCCCAGAGAAGCUCCAACCUAUUACAAAGUUAUAAAAGAACCUAUGGAUCUACAAACAGUGGAAAGAAAGGUGAAUGACCAAACUUAUAGUACGUUGAGUGAAUUCAUUGGUGAUAUGACUAAAAUUUUUGACAAUUGUCGUUACUUUAAUCCAAAAGACUCCGAAUUUUACCGAUGUGCAGACGGUCUUGAAGCAUUCUUUGCGCAAAAAAUAAAAUACUUUCGUGAAAAGUUAUUUGAAUCUACACAAUGAUAAAGUGCAGUGUGUCUUGUAAAGGAACAGUGAAUAAAGGCCUUAAAAGGCAAGUUGGUUUAAAAGACAUUUGAUUUCAUUAAAGUAUGUUACAUUAUCUGAUCUGUAACACUUGUAUAUUGAAAACAUUGUGAUGAAAUUUCAAAGAUAAAUAAUUUGUAUAAAAUAUCGCUGGAGAUAUCAGUUGAGUCAGUCAGUUCAAUUUUCAUGUUAAGUAUUUAUUGUAUUUAUUAAUGCUUUACAUUUAUAAUAAUCUUCAUUAAUACUGACACUCAUCGGAAAUGAAGCUCUAUACAGAGGAAUAUGAUUAUAUAUAGUUUUGUGAAAAAUUGUAUUAGCUGAUAUGACUUAGCUACUUUAGUUUAAAUUUAGUUUUUAGUUUAAGUAAUAAGUAAACAUUAUUGUAUGUAAGAAAUAAAUUU